This is a messenger RNA of Armigeres subalbatus, 3488 nucleotides long. RefSeq names its product inactivation-no-after-potential D protein (gene inaD). Gene Ontology annotation, molecular function: protein binding. The coding region runs from base 65 to 2890 and encodes 941 amino acids. NCBI's taxonomy places the organism in Eukaryota, Metazoa, Arthropoda, Insecta, Diptera, Culicidae. The transcript has 19 exons. The record is from RefSeq and is a predicted model, not a curated record.
UAGGCUUUGUGCAUGAGACGUCACUCAUUCCUCUAUAUGUUCAUGUUAAAUUAUUAUUGAUUGAAUGACAAAACCAAAACUAUUGUUGAUAAACCUAAAAUACUACCAAAAGUCUUUAAUAAAUCACGUCAUGAUACGUUUUACACACUACACAUCUGAUGAUUUGCUUAUUCAUCGAGAAUUGAGCCAAUUCCAUGGAUAUGUUCUACGAAACAGAAUAGUCAAGUACAUCACAUCUAAUGAUUAUAAACAUAUCUCAGUGCUAAACAAUGAUGUGUUCAAACCGCAUUUGUUGAAAUAUUUGUAUACAAAGUUCCGCCUAAAUUUAUGCAAUGAACGAUACAUGUCUAUCAGCAAUAACGUGUGUGAAAAACCAGAGUCAAAUGGAUUACACAUUUCAAGUUCAAUGCGAAGAGAAUACUAUAAUGACAUUCACAUAUGUUUGAAGGACUUGAAAAAAUCGGAACACGAUAUUAUAUUGAAUACAAACAAAGAUGACGCAGCGCAGUAUGCAUUCUGUGAUGAUGAGAUGGAUUCAUCUUUAUUUCCUAAGGUUACUGAUACCAUGAAAACGAGCACAAAUCCCAACGAUAUGUUGAGUUCUAAUGAAUCUACGGUAUUUUUGGAUGCUACUGAAGGAGAUUAUGAGACCAAUCAUAUUCAUGAUAGCGAUGAUGAUACGAUUAAAUCCGCUACUAAAACUAGCACAAGUAAAAUUUCGUUGGACAGUAUUUCUUUACCACAACCUGAGACACUGGCGGACAAUACAAAGGAUUGUGUAACGAAAAAUGAGAGCGCCAUGACUGUGAUGGCUAUUGAAAACCAGGAUGUCAGCGAUAGCGACUGGGGAAAAGAAAGAGACGUAUUGAUUAUACGAGACGAGAACAAAUCAUUCGGAAUAAGCAUAGUGGGAGGAACGGUUAAUGUUUCAAACGAUACAAUUGUUUCCGGAAUAUUUAUAAAAAAUAUUAUACCUAACAGUCCUGCCGAUAAUUGUGGAUUACUGAAGGUUGGCGAUAGAAUUUUAUCAGUUGAUGGAAUAGACAUUAGGCAGUCUUCGCAUGAUUACGCAUUGAAAACAAUCAAGAAUGCUGAUAGCAAAAUGAUUCUACAAGUACAAAGUCUUGUUAAAAAGAUUGAAGAUACUUUCGAAGCAUCUACAAUAUUGAAAAAAAUUCCACCACCGGUAACACCUUGCAAAACCCCUGAGCCAUUAAUAAUUCAUGAAGGAAACGGACAUUUGUCUAGUGGAAAUGAAAAUGCUAAAGACAAGGACGAAAAUAUAUCAAUCAAGCUAACAAUGGAAAAUGAUUCACAAACUAAUAAACAAGCCGAUUCGGGACCAGAAGACUCAUCUGAUGAUGAAGACGCACGAGACCUGGAAGGAAAAACGUAUACCAAGGCAGGCUUUGAGAUUGAUCGAGCAUCUGCAGGUAACAUUAAAAGGACUAAAGAAGAAAUUUCGUUAGAUACAGAAGAAGAAGAUUGUUUCGGUUAUACUUCCAAGAAAAUAAAAAAACGUUACUCGGCACUAGGACAAGUAAUUCAUCAUUCAGUUGAUCGAAGUAGUGGCUGUGCAUUAGGCAUUUCUCUUGCAGGACAUCGAGAUAGAACAAAAAUGGCAUGCUUCAUUGCAGGGAUUAAUCCCAAAGGCUCAGCUGCUGCAGCUCCAUUUGAAAUUGGUGAUGAAAUUCUUGAGGUAAAUGGAUUGGUGCUGUACGGAAGAUCUCAUCUCAAUGUGCCUACAAUAAUCAAAAGUUUAGAAGGUUCAUCACUCAAAUUCAUCAUUUUAAGGCGAAAAAAUGCAACGGGGGAAUUAGCCGUGAAACCUGUAACACAAUUUCCAGUGUGUAUUGAUGAAGAGGAUGAAAUAUAUUCAACUUACAAAAAUGUACGAACAGUUUCCAUCAAAAAGGCUACUUCGGGACUCGGCAUAAUGAUAAUUGAAGGAAAGCAUGCAGACGUUGGCCAAGGAAUAUUUAUAUCAGACAUACAAGAAGGAUCAAUGGCAGAUAAAGCUGGACUGAACAUAGGCGAAAUGAUAUUAGCUGUAAACAAGGAUUCUCUCAUCGGAUGUAAUUACGAAACUGCCGCAUCGCUAUUGAAAAAAACUGAGGGCGUUAUUACCUUAAAAAUAUGUAAUCCAAAUAAAGCUAAAGAGUCAACUGAAGCAAACAUUAAUCUCUUAGAGCCUAAACAACCCAGUACAGUGUCAGGUAAAACUUCGCCUGUUCAUGUUACUGACCCCAAGACAGCGAGUAGACCUGUAACACCCAAACCUCAAGCGUCCCCAGUAAAAGAGGUAGUGGACCCAUUGAAGGCCGAAGUUAUAUCGAACGAAUUUUCAACUAUAGAAAUCAACAGCGAUAAAAAACCACUGGGGAUCUUUGUCAUUGGAGGAACUGAAACCAAGAUCAAUGGCGCAGUCAUCAUUGAAAUUUUACCGAAUAGUGUUGCGUUCAACGACAAGCGUCUGCAAGUGUUUGAUCAAAUCGUAGAGAUCAAUGGAACGAAAGUGCUACAUGACUCAAAUGAAAAACAAGUACAGAAGGCUGUGAAGCAACUGCAACCAAGAGUGCGUCUGGUGGUGUUUCGGCCGACUGUGCCAGAAACAGAAGCUGUGGAUGUCGAACUAUUCAAAAAGCCAGGAAAACUCUUAGGUGUUGGUUUCCGAGCAAACCAUCCUCAUGGAGUUGUAAUUACAGAUAUGCUCCCAGGCGGUACAGCCGAAUCAGAUGGAAGAAUUCGGAUUGGUGAUAUUAUAACUAGUCUUGAUUCCGAAAAGUUAAGCAAUUUGUCAUAUGAUGAUUGUUCACUUUUGUUCAAAACUGCUCAAGGAAAAAUAUUUCUUUCAAUUUUAAGACCAAAGCCGAAAAAUCGUGCAGUGUAGAUAAGUAAUGUUUUCUAAUAUAUAUGUAAGGUUUUUAAUUUAUUAAUUUAGCUACGAACAUAGACAAAUGCGCCUUAGUAGAGGUAUUUAAUAGUGAAAAUUAACAAUGUUAAUUGUCCAAAAGUUCUAAAAUAAACCGACAUUUGUUAUAUAGGAUCAGUGUACCAGUAUUGGCUAUAGUUAGUCGUCAUAUCAUGAUAAAGUCGAUUUCCUCGAUAUUCUCUCAACAAACGGAUGAUGUCUGGACAUUAGGUAGUAGUUUAAGAUUUAUUUAGUUUUUAUGUAAACCGCUUAAAAUUUUUUAAAAGAAGUUUCAAAACUAGUUAAAUAUGAACUAGCUAUGACCAUAGUUUUCUAGUUGUCAACUGUCAUAAUCAGUUGGCCAUAAAGGUAAAGAGUUGUAGAUUAAAAUGGUUAUUUAGUCUUCAAUAAAACACAAAAAACAAUUGAAAUGUCUUAAAGAAGUGAGAAAAUAAUCAAAGGUUCAAUAACCUAUUAACAUUCAUGUAAAUGGUUCAAUGAUGCUAUAUUGUUAAAAUAUAUUGCAUAUUUUUUAAAUAUGAAUAAGAAAAGAAAUAAAGCACUUAGGAACAAGUUA